GCGGGGCGGUCUCGCACAGCCCGAGCCCGCCGCGGAGGGGGAAGGUCUGGACCGAGGCGCACGGAGCUCCGGGCACCGGGCGCGAAUCCGGGCCCCGAGGGCGCGGGCCGGGCGGCAGGUGCGCGGCGCGGACUACAAGUCCCAGCAUGCCCAGCUACUGACCCGGCCCCCGCUGCCACUUAAAAGCUUCGGGAGCCGCAGCCGUCGGGUCGCCGCGGCUUUCGCUUUGCGGCCGCGGCUGGGCGGGCGGGAGCGGCGUUCUCGGCGGCCGGUUGUCCUAGCGUCCCGGCUCCGGCUGCGCCGAGGGGCGCUCCUCGUCCAGUCCUCCGCGCUCGUGGAUUCCCUCCCGAGGCGCCCGCGCCCCCCGGGCUCCCCGCCUCGGCCACCCCGCGGCCCCGAUGCCGAGGCAUGGAUAGAGCGGCGCUGCGCGCGGCGGCGAUGGGGGAGAAGAAGGAGGGCCGCGGCGGGGGGGACGCGGCGGCCGCGGACGGGGGCCCCGGGGCCGCGGCCAGCCGCGCGCUGCAGCAGUGCGGGCAGCUCCAGAAGCUCAUCGACAUCUCCAUCGGCAGCCUGCGCGGGCUGCGUACCAAGUGCUCCGUGUCCAACGACCUCACCCAGCAGGAGAUCCGGACCCUGGAGGUAAGGGGGCCGCGCGCCCGGGAAGCGGCCCCCAGCACCUCCCUCGCUGCCCCGGUGCACUCCUUCCCAGAUGCAUCCUGGAGCUCGGGUCGCCCCUUUGAGGGUUCCCCUCCUUCCUCCACUCGCUGAUGCGGCGGCUUGGGGACCCAGGACCAGCUCCUCACCUUGGGCGGGAUUUGGGGGGGAGGGGCGGAGUGGGAACUGGGGUGGAGGCUGGAGGCGCCCGUGGGCGGGGUGGGCUGCGCGCGGGCAUCCCUUGCUUCCCCAUCUCUGCCCCCACCCCAUUUCCAUUUUGCGGGGCUGCAGGACUCACUCUUCCACUGAGUCACACGCUGGACUUUUCCCUGUAUGACUGUGACGAGCAGCCGUGGGCCGGGGUGACGGGGUG
This is a messenger RNA of Ailuropoda melanoleuca (giant panda), 1027 nucleotides long. Its product is annotated as kinase suppressor of Ras 1-like. The transcript has 2 exons. The coding region runs from base 409 to 768 and encodes 119 amino acids. The record is from RefSeq and is a predicted model, not a curated record. NCBI's taxonomy places the organism in Eukaryota, Metazoa, Chordata, Mammalia, Carnivora, Ursidae.